UGUUACANACCCUGAUAAUUAAAAACUUUCGGUAUUACGACAUGAGCGGUAGAGCAAUACCCAUUAUGAUAACAUGAAUACUUCCGUUCUAAACAUAUCUUGCGCCAUCAUUUUCGCAACAUAGCAGCUUAAUGUUUUUGAUGUGCGACAGUAAUAGUUAUAAACCGGUUAAAAAAUGACAACUCAUGGAAAGUUUUCUGCGGUGUGGAAAUAUUAUGACCUAGAAAAUAAGGAGAGUGUGAAGGCGAAAUGCAAUAUAUGUGGCAUAGAAAUUAGCAGAGGGAAAACCAUUGGCUCCUUUACAACGUCAGCUCUGUGGAAACAUUUAGCACGGCAUGAUAUUGACGUCGCAGGCUCUUCUCAGAAACCAACUGAAACAGAAUCUGUUCCAAAAAAGAGACAAGCCACAUUGAAAGAAGUCGUUGCAAAAAAGCAGUGUUUCGAUGCCUCUCACCCCACUGCUGCAGCGAUAACAAAUGCUUUGGCCGAAAUGAUCGCUGUAGAUUUUCUACCUCUAUCCAUAGUGGAAUGUGUUGGAUUUAAACGAUUAAUAAAUACAUUGCAACCCAGGUAUUCAAUCCCAUCCAGAAAAUAUUUGACCACAAAUAAAUUACCAUCUAUUUAUAAUAAUGUACAAAAAAAAAUAAAAGAAAUGCUGAAAAACUCUGCCAGUUUAAUAUAUGGCACCACGGACAUCUGGACAAGUCGGCAGCAAGUGUCAUACGCGAGCCUCACUGGACACUUUGUGAUGUGGAACAAAGGAGAGUUAAAACUUGCACACGUUGUGCUUGCUUGUUCACAAUUCGAAGAUAAGCACACUUCAGAACAUAUUCUGAAUGAAAUAAAAAAACAGGAAAGUGCAUGGGAUGUUAAAUUUUCUGCUUUAACUACUGACAACGCCGGCAAUGUGGUUAAGGCACUUAAAGAUGGCUCAAUAGGAAAUGUAAGGUGCAUGGCCCAUACAAUAAACCUUAUAGUGCAAAAUGCACUUAACAAUGCCCAGCGGUCUGUUAACAACACGGUGUCCCGAAUUCGACACAUCGUUGGGCAAUUUAACAGGUCACCAAGCAAGACAAGUGCUUUGCGUAAAUACCAACUCCAGCACAGCGAUUGCGCCCUGGAACUUAUUCAGGACAUGCCGGUACGCUGGAAUUCUACUUUUGCAAUGAUUCAGCGUAUUGUAGAAUUGCGAGAGGUCAUCAAUUACCUCUCCACAAAUGAUGGCAUCUGUGAUACUCUGCCUUUUGCAGAGUGGAAAAUUUCGCAGUCUUUGGUGACGAUUUUAGAGAUUUUUGAUGUUGCGACCAAGGAAGUAUCGCGGGAGUCUGCGACAUUAUCUAUAAUUUUGCCGUUAAAGAACAGCAUUUUAAUGAAACUUAAUAAUUUUUUGAAUUCAACAUUACCGGAGCAAGAGAGGCUGGCCGGUGUUGUGCCAUUUAUCGAGAGGUUACAUAACGAAACUUCACGUCGGUUUGCGAUACCACAACCGGGUAUUCUGCAACCACGAGAAGCAUAUUUCUUUAACAACGAAAUAUAUGAAAAAUGUGCUGUUGCAUCAGUCCUUGAUCCACGAGUUAAAUUGACGUGGGUAAGUGGUGACGUUCAAAAAGCGGGCAUAAUUAACAUCAUUACCCAAACAGCAAUUUCAUGCUUAAGUGACGUCACACGUAAUAUGGAAUCUGCCCAUGAUACAGAGUUAAACCAUUCGUCAUCGUCUUCAUCAUCUGAACAAAAUUGUUCCUCAUUGGCAUUUGCAGCGUUGGAGACAGAGGGAGUUGAAACUACGUCUUGUACUGGCGUAGCCGUUUCUGAAGCUGACAUCCACCGACAAAUAGAGCAGUACCUCCGCAAACCAAGAAUAAAGCAAUAUAAAAACCCUUUGGAGUUCUGGUUGCAGUGCCGUGUACAAUGGCCGAUAUUAUUUAAACUUGCAAUCGAUAUUUUAGCUUGUCCACCCACUAGCGUAUCAUCGGAGCGUUUGUUUAGCUCAUCAGGUGUUAUAGUUUCCCCUUUACGAAACCGAUUGAGUCCUUCAAACGUGGAAAUGCUAACGUUUCUACACGUAAACUUACAAAAACUUGACUUUAAAUAUUAGUAUUGCACUGUGAACCUACUGUUCGCAUUUGUUGUAAAUAAAGGUUUGAUUGUAAAUAAAACAAUACGUUCAGUUGAAAAUUGUUCGUCUCAACGUCAGAGUCAACGAAACGACGUCGUGAAUUCGUUGACACGCAUCAUUGCGCAUUACGUGGCGCGAAAAGAAAUGUUAUCACGAUUGGCGCGAUAGAAUUGUGCUGCGACCGAAAUUAGUACUGCGGAGCAGCAUACACGAAGCUUUUAGUAAUACACGCUGUGACGCUGACAUGUUUAGCGUCCGGAUCAAUUAUUAGGUUAUUAAGUCAUUACGAUAUAAAGUAGAGACAGAUAUUCGGAUUCGACCACGCAUAUUCGGAUUCGAUCGAAUACCUAAAAAUGCGUCGAACAACGCUGAAUAUUCGGAUUCGGAAUCGAUUCGGCCCAUCCCUAUUUUAUUAUAACUGU
Molecule: messenger RNA, 2538 nt
Organism: Ciona intestinalis (vase tunicate)
Lineage: Eukaryota; Metazoa; Chordata; Ascidiacea; Phlebobranchia; Cionidae
Source: RefSeq, a predicted model, not a curated record